Messenger RNA from Vanessa atalanta (red admiral), 3925 nucleotides. RefSeq names its product ralBP1-associated Eps domain-containing protein 1 (gene Reps). Gene Ontology annotation, biological process: endocytosis; endosomal transport. The transcript has 5 exons. Gene Ontology annotation, cellular component: plasma membrane; cytoplasm. The coding region runs from base 188 to 2317 and encodes 709 amino acids. NCBI's taxonomy places the organism in Eukaryota, Metazoa, Arthropoda, Insecta, Lepidoptera, Nymphalidae. The record is from RefSeq and is a predicted model, not a curated record. Gene Ontology annotation, molecular function: protein binding; calcium ion binding.
UGUCGGGCAGCUGUCAAUGACAUAUUCGUUUGCUUCGUGUAAAUUUUGUGAUGUUACAAUUUCAAAUCCGUCUUUUAAUCAAUGAAUAUGGUUUACAUUAACAGAUAAUGGUUAUUCGUAUUUAUUGGGUGUUUUAUUAUAAACUGUAACAGUUUUUAUUACAAUAUAACGGUGUAUUUUUAUUAUAAUGGAGGAUCUCAAUUUGACAGAAACCGAAAUGAGAUAUUUCAGUGAUUUGUUUUUAUGUUGCGACGAGGAAUCAAACGGGAAAAUACCUAUACUAAAAGCCACAGAACUUUUUAGAUCUUCAAAUGUACCAAAUGAUAUAUUACGACAGAUUAUGGAUAUAAGUGUGGCACCUAAUACCUGUUCUUCAUUGAACCAUAUGAAUAGGAAUCAAUUUUAUUCCGCGUUAAAAUUAAUAGCCGCUUAUCAAUCAAAUAUGUCUUUAAAACCAGAACUGCUCUCCACCCCACUAGACCUUCCACUUCCGAGAUUUACAUGGGCCCUUAACGCAGACGCUAAUGCCGAUUUAAUACAAUUAUCUAAUUCUCCAAAAGAGCAGCAUAUAUCUAAAAGGCAAAGAAGUUUUGCAGACAACCUAGGAGAAUAUGAACCUAUAGGGUUAUUGCCAAACCUGUCAGAUGGUGAUCUUCUACAAACGUUAUCUCAUGACGAGCCUCUGAGCACUGAUUCUGAAAUGGAAUCUGAAACUAUGUCACAAAAAUCAGGAUCAUGUGGGAGAAGAGCUAAAGCUGGCUCACCCUGGAGCACUGCUAGUGAAAGUCCAACUCCAACCAAUAGUGUGGCCGAGCGUGUUCAUCCAAUAUGGGAGCACAGUGCGACCGGACGUGGUGUGUGGCCCACUAAUACGGCUGAGGAACACACUAGACUUCUAGGUACUGAAGAGGAAUCGUCGGACCGUCACUCGUCCGAGGAGGAAGGGGAAGCAGACGGCGAUAUUUUCGCCAUCAGCGAGGCGCAGGCGCGGCACUACGCGGCGCAGUUCGCGCAGUUGCGGCCAGAGCGGGGACUGCUCUCCGGACAAACGGCUAGAUUGUUCUUCGAAAAGUCUCGCCUUUCAGUUCCAGACCUCAGAAAAAUUUGGCAGUUAUCUGAUAUUACUAAAGAUGGAAUGCUAACGCUGGAAGAGUUUAGCAUAGCCAUGCAUCUGAUUGUUCUGAGGCGGAACGAUAUCCCAGUGCCGGACGUUUUACCGGCCUGCCUCGUGCCCAAAGUGGAUUCACACUUUUCCCAACAAGCCGUCACCACUGACCUCGUCGAUCUCGGUGCCGAUAUGUUCGGUUCGGGAACUUCCGCCGAUUUUAAUUUCGCACCGAAACCCGAAAACAACGAUCCAUACGAAAGUAAACCGGUCAAAAAAAUAGAGGAACGACAACCCUCUCUCACCCCGCCCAAACCUGAACCUCAAGCGAAUAAUAAGGAAUGGACAAAGUUUGUCGACUCGCCCACUUCGAGUGUAUCGAGCCCCGGUCCCAAACCAGUCAAUUUUGAUUUUCAUAAAUCCGCUUUAGAGAGGGAUCCUAAAAUUUUCCACCCCGUCGCACUACGGGUGACGCCCGACGCCAACACCCUCCCCCACGAGGGAGACCUGCGCUCGAGCACGUCGCCCCGGCGGGACGACUUCGCCCACGCCUUCGAACUGGCGAGCCCGAAGCGACUCAACUCGCAACCGCCUCUCGAGCAGCCGCCGAAUGGAAAUCCUGAGAUUAAAUCGAUUCAACGACCGCAACCAAAAAAGCCGGUCAAAAACGCGGGCGUCUUACCGCCGCCACCGACUCGGGAAUCGUCCGUGCACCCGGAGGAGGGGCCACAGUCCCUUCAGUACGCGCCCAAGAAGGACCCCCCGCCGCCCCCGCCGCCGCGCCCGCUGCGUAAUCACACCCGGUCCAGCUCGCUGGACCUGAACCGGUUCAAGGGAGCUCCCGCCCCGCCGCCGCAGCCUCCGCCGCGGAUGUCGCCCUCGGCGACGUCCCCUCCGUCCCGACGUCUCGUCAAUCAACGGAGCGAGGGGGAACCCGCGUUUCCGCCCGACGCGUUCGCGCCGCGCGAGUACGAGGGAGAGGGCUUCGGCUACAACCGGGAGGACGCGCCGAAGAUGCACGGCGCGUUCGAGGUGUACCGCAAGCCGUCGCGCGAGUCGUCGUGCGAGGCGGACCCGGACGUGAAGGCGCUGCAGGAGCAGAACGCGGUGCUGCACCGCGUGUGCCGCGCGCUGGUGGCCGAGCUGGCCGACGUGCAGCGCGAGCGGGAGGCGCUGCGCGUGCGCCUCGACGCGCACUCCACUCCCGUCUAGUCACCGAGAGCCCCGAGCCCCAUUCCGCAAUAUUCCAUUUGUAUAUUUGUUGUACUCGUUUCUCUUGUUUUAUAUACCUGUGUAAUCUCAUAAGAAAAUCGAAAUUCGGUUUUUUAUUUAUUCAUUCUAGUGUAUGUAAUUUGUUUUCAUCGAUUUUUACUUGAAAACGGCUUAAACGUCUUCGGUCCUAAGUGCUAAUGAAAGAUAAUUUAGAUAUAACGUUACAAAUGUUAAAUGUUUAAAGGAUCCUCAAGAAUGUUCGUUACACUUAAUCAUCAAUUUAGUUGUAAAUUAAACUAUUUAGAUUAUUAAGAUUUAUUCACGUUUUCUUUAAGAAAAUUUAAAAAAAAAGCGCAUUGCUUAUGAAUGUGAGAUGCAAAUAAAAAACGAUGCUAAAUUAUUUUGAAGAGGCUAUAGUAUUUUCUAAUGAUUUUGAUGUAUUAAUUGUCGUAAUUAUUUCAAUUAACUUCAUGAAAAGAAUUCGCAUAUUUUUAGUAGAAUCUGUUUAUGCGGAUAUAUGGACUGGACCGACUGUUAGAUAUUUUAUAUAUUCCUUCAAUUUUAACGUUUAUAAUAAAAUUUAGUGAAUUGGUUCAACAAAAUAACUACCUCAAAAUUUUUACAUGGAUAUUACAUGGAUAUAUCUUUCUAGCUUUGCAGAAUAUUUCUUAAUAGUAAUAUUACUGAGAAAAUUUGUUCACGAAUGAAAUCUGAACCUGAAACUCAUUUUUGUUUGAAGAUUUAAUUGAAAUCGGAAUAUUUCGAAUAACUUUUCUACUCCUAACCUGGCUCAAUCCUACUUACCAAUAGCACAAUUACUAAAAAUGGAAUAAAUUAUUUCUAGGAAAACACAAACAUACAAAGUUAUGGCAUUUAUGUAUUUAUUAUAUAUUUAAAAAAAAUCUGCUUCCGCAAACAUAUUUUAUUGUAAGUAGUUAUUUUUAUAUAUUAAAAAAAAUGGCGCUAGUAUUGCUUAAAUUGCAUUCCUAAUAUUAUUAUUUUUACGCUUUAUUGUAAAAAAUAAUUUAAAAAAAAAAACAAUGAAAUAAAAAAAUCUUAACUAAAAUAUGUGAAUGUUGUAUAAUAUUAUCGUUAGAAUUAGCUUCUGUAAAUGUAAAAGAUGGAAAGACUUAAGAUUUUGAGAUGCGGUUUACAUGGGAUUUGUAUGUAGAUAGAUAAUGAUUGUCUUUAUUGCCAUUAAAAUGUCUCAUAUAUAUAAAUAUAUAUAUAAAAAAAAGUAAGAUUUUCGUCUGGCAACUAUUUUUUGCUGAUAACUUCAGCGUUAAGCUAGGUGAUGUUAAAAUAUAAAAGAAUAAAUAUUACAUUAUUAGUUUAGUAAAACAAAGUGUGAAACAACUUGUACGAUAUAAGAUUAUUGUAAAAGUAUUUAUCGUUUAUUUUAGUCAUAAUUUAAGAACAUCAUUCUUUAUUGAUACUAUUAAUCGAAGCCAUGUAAAUAUUAUUUUUAUCCCAUUGCGUAUUUUUGGUACCUAUUGACUGUAAGCUUUAUAACCUCACAAAUCUCUAUUUCGGUCCAAUUUUUGUAAAACUAACAAUAUUCACCAUUAUAUUUACCUAUUUAUGUUAAAAUAUGCAUAUUAUUGUAGU